Molecule: messenger RNA, 4222 nt
Organism: Harpia harpyja (harpy eagle)
Lineage: Eukaryota; Metazoa; Chordata; Aves; Accipitriformes; Accipitridae
Gene: DIO2
Product: iodothyronine deiodinase 2
Exons: 2
Molecular function (GO): thyroxine 5'-deiodinase activity
Source: RefSeq, a predicted model, not a curated record
GUGGGGGAGGGGGGGGAGGGAGAGAGGGAAAGGGAGGGAGGGAGGAAGGAACAGAAAGUUUAUGUACAUAAACCUUUUUUAAAAAAAGUAUUGUUGCACCUGGUAGCUAGCUUUACUGACACAGAAAUGAGAGGUCUCUUCAGCGCUUAAAUAGCUGAGAAACAAUGGGAUAGUGCAGGAAAGUUAACAAUUAACAGUCUCAGCUUAAAUUUUGUAACUGCAGGGAACUGGAAGCACAGCUGCCUCUCUCUUCAACAAAAUCAGGUCUCCUGGUUAAGGGAGAAAUUUUUGUUAAAAUCUUAGUUUCUGAAAAAUAAGCAGCUCCGAGUUGAAUGAGUAUCAUGCAGUUAUGGUUUUAACCAGCCUGUUCAUAUUUAACUGUCUCUGCUCCUUUUAACGAGAGUGGCUGACAGAGGGAUAACGAGGCUUUCGAAAUGCUUUUUACUUUACUUUUUUAAAUGAGGGUACAGAGCAGAAAAGGGAGCUGAAGGUAUCCGGCUGAAGAGAAGCAGCAAGGAAGAUGGGUCUGCUAAGUGUGGAUUUGCUGAUCACGCUUCAGAUCUUGCCGGUCUUUUUCUCCAAUUGCCUCUUCCUUGCGCUGUAUGACUCUGUGAUCCUCCUGAAGCACAUGGUGCUAUUUCUGAGCCGGUCUAAGUCUGGGCGCGGUGAGUGGCGGAGGAUGCUGACCUCGGAGGGGCUGCGCUGCGUCUGGAACAGCUUCCUCCUGGACGCCUACAAGCAGGUCAAACUGGGAGGAGAAGCCCCAAACUCCAGUGUAAUCCACAUAGCCAAGGGCAGUGAUGGCAGCAGUAGCAGCUGGCAGAGUGUCGGUGGCAAGUGUGGAACCAAAUGCCACCUUCUGGAUUUUGCCAACUCCGAGCGGCCACUGGUGGUCAACUUUGGUUCAGCUACCUGACCACCAUUCACAAGCCAGCUGUCGGCCUUCAGCAAGCUGGUGGAGGAGUUCUCUGGUGUGGCUGACUUUCUGUUAGUCUAUAUCGAUGAGGCUCACCCGUCGGAUGGCUGGGCUGCCCCUGGAAUCUCUCCCUCUUCAUUUGAAGUUAAGAAACACAGGAACCAGGAAGACCGAUGUGCAGCUGCUCACCAGCUCCUAGAGCGCUUUUCCUUGCCACCUCAGUGCCAAGUGGUGGCUGACUGCAUGGACAACAAUGCCAAUGUGGCCUACGGGGUUUCAUUUGAGCGAGUAUGCAUUGUGCAGAGACAAAAAAUCGCCUACCUGGGAGGCAAAGGCCCCUUUUUCUACAAUCUGCAGGAGGUUCGGCUUUGGCUGGAACAAAACUUCAGCAAAAGAUGAAAACCAUUCUCUGCCGAAGCUAUGUCAACAGAAGUGUCCCUUUAAGGUGAUGUAAAAGGGAAAAAAAGAAAACAUAUGCUGGUUUGCAUAAGGCCUUUCAGAUGAUUGCAGGAGAACACAUUUGAUAACAAGGUCAAAUGAACAUUAAGAAAACAAAACAAAAAACUAACUCCACAGAAACAUUACUGUAUGAAAAAAAUCCCACUCCUGUGCUUGCUACGGGACAGAAGAGGUGAAUGCUUCUGUGAAAAGGUGCUGCUGGUGAGCAGGAAGAGUGGUAAGAUAAGACCUGUCUCCCAGGAACCCGACUCAUGAAGUGUCGGCCCUGGGCUGAGCCAAUCCGUGGAAGGGCAACGCUGUGCAUUUCAUCAGAAAACCUUCUUUACCCUGCUGUAGCCAAUGCAAGCAACCUGGGAGGAGCCGGGGUCUUGCAAUUACUUUGCAUAGAAAUGCAGCAGAGUGUGGCAAUUGUCCUCUCUCCUAGAGAUUUUAUUGUUCAGAGACUACAAGAACCACCAUGCAAUGCAUCCUGCAUGCAGGCUGGCUGCUCAGAUCAAGGUGAAACAUUGUAUGCUGGUAUUUGUACUCUUUAUGGAUGCCUCUGGAGAGCAUAUUAACUAAGUCAUUCUAUCUAUAUGUUUGUAUUCAGUAUGCAGGCCUGUGCCUGCUGAGAAAGAUGUUAAAAUCUAUGGAGUUGGACCAAAAAAGCAAAGGUGAUCAAAUAAGCCCAUUACAAUUUGAAAACUAAAACACCUGGACUAUUUGUAACAAAACAGGGAGAACCACCUAGAGCAUGCAUCAUGAGACAAAAAGCUGAUGCCAACCAACCUUCAAUUCUCAGAGCUGACAACACGUAUUUAUCAAUAUUCUCUGGUUCUCUUCUCUGUUUCUUUACCUGCCUCAAUCUCUUUCUGUCUAGCAAUAGGCUUAAAGGUAAUUUCAUUUUUAGCUUUUUUAAAAAAUAACUUAUUUCUCUCUUUUAUUUUUAUUUGAGAUAAUGACCUUACAGAUAUAUUUGGGGUAUGGGGGAACUUAUACACAACUUUACCUCAUUGAAAUGGAAACCUAUCCUGUCAUUUACCCUGUUAAAUGUAGUCAUGCUGAUUUUUGCGAUCUUAGAUACCUGCAACUAGUUUAUAGCUAUGUUAGUUUGCCUGGAAGUUAAGUUGUUUGCAGCUUCAGAAUUGAUUAACUGUGGUUCUGCUAUCAGAUGAGGUGAUAGUUUGUUUCACUUCUGUUCUCAAAAGCCUUCCCAGAGAAACAGGGAGGACAAAUAGUGUGAAUUAAUAUGAAUAAGUGUAAAAGAUGGCAGAAUUUUCCUAUGAAUGGGUCUGAAUUAUUAAUUAUGUUUAAAGAGAUACUGUCAACUUAGAGUAUACAUUAAGUUUAGGUAUUUCUAAAACUAAAAUGAUUUAGUUGAGCCUGAUGAAAAGGCAAGUUUACAAUAAGCUAACCCAUUAGAGCUGAUAAAUGAAAACCCAUAAGGAGAUGGACUAUCUAAGUUUUCUCUCAACUUUGGCAGAAAAAUGAAACAGAUAAACAAGGUAAAUGGCAAAAAUCAAAUUAGUUCUUUUAAUUUCUCCUCCUGCCAGUUGUCAGGAAUAUGAUGUAUUAAUACUAACACAGGAAAGAACAGAAAAUACAUACAUAAAUAUUUUCAUUUUCACAAUGUCCCUUUAAUAUUGUGUAUUUCUUCUUGCUUGGCUGUUGGUCAACUUAGCCAAUGUACAAGGCAUUUGAAAAUGUGUUUUCAAGCACAGAUCUGAAAUAAUGACAGUAACAUGAGUGAUUUCUCCCAUAUUCAGGUUCAUGCUUCCCUUCCUUCUCACAUUUCCCUCCACACAGUUAAACAUAUACACACACACACACAGUUUGGUAGUGUGUAUCAGAGAAGGGUGUAAAGAAUGGUCUUCAGACCUUCUGGUGAGCCCCACUUCUCAGAAGGCAUAUGUCUGUGUGUGUGUGUGUGUAUAUAUAUGUAUGUAUGCAUUUACAUAUGCAUAUAUAUGUAUACCAUAUAUUUUUAUGUAUGUAUAUACAUAUGCAUGCACAUAUAAGUGGUGUCUAAGACCAAUAAUAAUAAUAAUUCUGUCCUCUCAUUCAUUAAUGUUACUGUAACUCAUUGGUCAGUGUGAAAGAUUGUUAUACAUUUUUGUGACUAACUGGGAUAUAUAACUGAAAUUUCUAAACCUAAUAUUACAGAAACAGUAACAUAGCCAAACUAUGUGGUUUGUUUAAUCCAGUGUCCUACCUCUGACUGUAUCAGAUGCUUCAGGGGAAGGUGCAAUAAUUUCUUCUGGAAUUUUCAUUAGCUUCAGCCCUUAUUAUUUUUGUCUUGUGUAAUGCGAUUGUUGAUGUCUCAUAAUCCCUAUGAGAGGCUGAUCCUGAGUUUUGAGAUCUAAAUAUUUCUUGAGGUGGGGAAUACUAAAAUCAAAAUACAUCAUGUUUAAGAACAAAGAAAAACAAAUAAAACCAGAUUUUUUUUUUUCAGAUGUGAAAUGGCUGCUUUUCAAUGUCAUUCUCAUCUCUUGCUCUUGUACGCUAAAAGAGUAUAAACAGAAGUGAUCCUAAUUUUUCUUCUGUAUGUCAGUGAUUAUAUACUCUAUAUAGAAAUUUACAUACCUUUUGUUUCUUUCUUAAGCCAAACAGUAAUUCACAUUCUUAUACAGGUCCAUAUUCUUUGCCUGUCUCUGUAUCUCUUCUGUUUUUACAACACUGUCCUUUUACUCAGGUGAGUAAAGCUGUAGAUGUUACUCCAAGUGAAAAUAUAUAUUGAUAUACCCAGCACAACAUCUUUUCCUUAUUAUAUCCUAUUCUUCAGUCACCUGAAACUUUAUUAAUCCAUAGCAACUCCAUAGCCUUUGUAAAACUUAAACUAUUAAGUCUUUUCUUUCUCUCUUCUUCAAG